Messenger RNA from Exaiptasia diaphana, 1398 nucleotides. Its product is annotated as serine/threonine-protein phosphatase 6 regulatory ankyrin repeat subunit B. The transcript has 3 exons. The record is from RefSeq and is a predicted model, not a curated record. Gene Ontology annotation, molecular function: protein binding. NCBI's taxonomy places the organism in Eukaryota, Metazoa, Cnidaria, Anthozoa, Actiniaria, Aiptasiidae. Bases 152 to 958 code for a protein of 268 amino acids.
GGUCUAUUCACAACACUGUCAGCCCAGAACUACAGGGAAAAUAUAAAUCCUCGACAUCUACGCUUAUUUUUGAUUUUCUAUUGACAUUUGAGCGACAGCCGCUGAAUCUGGACGUCUGGAAGAAUUGAUAAACAUCUUAGGUGGGAAUAAUAUGGCGGCAUGGCCAAGAAGAAGAGAACGCCAUUUCAAGCGACGACGAUACGAUAACAACUGCCAUCAGUAUCCAAGCAUCGAAGCUUUAAAUUCUCAACUACUGGCUUCAGUGAUAGUAGGCUCGUCAACGUCACGAAUGCGUUCCCUUGUGUCACGUGGUGCGAACAUAAACUGCACCAAUCCUUGCGGCUACACUCCGUUACUUUUAGCUUUGUCACGCGACGAUAGUGACCAAUCAGCCGAGAUAGUUUCUACAAUUUGUGAACUAGGUGCUGAUGUCAAUCUGACGAGCGACGUCUUUCAUGGAGACACACCUCUUCACUUCGCAAGUUUAAUAAAAAACAGUGAGUUUACAAGAAUACUCCUCGCAAAACWCGCCAAGGUUCACGCACGAAAUCACGCAGGUCACACUCCCCUUCAUGUUGCCGCUUUACAUGGAAACACAGAGGUUGUAAAGCUUCUAUGUCUCGAUGGAGCUAAUGUAAACGCUGUUGAAAUGUAUUGUGGGUACACGCCUCUUCACUUGGCAGCAAGCCAUUGCCAUGACAACGCUUUAGMUGUUCUAGCGCAGUGCGGGGCGAACGUAUUUCAAUGCGAUUUUCAGGGGGUAACACCGAUUGGCAGGUGCCAGUCAAAGAAAGCAAGAGAAUUGUUAUCUGAAUAUGGCGUUCUACCCAUGGGGCUUGAACAAUUAUGCAUUCAAGUAAUUCGUGACGUUACUGGUAGGUCGUGUGGAUUGUACGGUUACGAUAUUCUUCCCUUACCUAAAACUAUUAAACAAAGAAUUAAAUUUGAUAUCUGGUAGCCUACCCUUUACUUGUCAUGACCUAUAAUCAAUAUUUCGUACUUUUUAAACAGUUUGGCAACUGGUAUACGGUUUCCAAGGAUAAAGUAUGUCGAGAUCGUAUUUUGAUAGUUAUGAGCAUGCUGAGAGUGAAACAAAAAUUUUUUUAUAGAAUAGCGAAAGAUAUUUAACACUUUUACUCUCAAAUAUACCUUCAAAUCCUUUGAAGCGGGAUUCGCAUUCAACAGAAUCCGUCGAGACUUAUAGCUGACUUAUAACUGGAAUUCUAUUGUARAUAUCUUGCAUUGAUUAGUUUUACAUUAAUAUUUGUAUCAUAUUUUACGCAGAUUAGAUGUAAUUAAUUUAUUUGAAUAUUUUAUCAAUUUUUAUUUAUUUAUAUGAUAAUAAACCUAUAAUAUUAGUCUCUGGUAUUGAUGUCUCUGCAGCGUAUAUGUGCUUAA